UUCGAAAGAAUCCGCAAACCGCGUCGCAAGACGUUGUUUCUAAUCGUUUCUGCGACCUGAAAUCGGUAUCAAAUUCUGAAAGGUUGAAUCUUGCAUAGGUAUCGUUAGUUAUAACCAAAUAUGAAAAAUUUGAUAAGAAAAACUGCGGAAAAAAGCGACGGACGUGGAUCUCAUGGACAGGCCUAUAAGGACAAAAGCAAACCUACAGACAUUCGCAGCAGCAAUAUCUGUGCUGCGAAGGCUGUUAGUGAUGCCAUUCGUACAAGUUUAGGUCCCAGAGGAAUGGACAAAAUGAUUCAAGCUAGUAAUGGAGAAGUUACUAUCACAAAUGAUGGAGCUACGAUUCUAAAAGAGAUGAAUGUAGUGCAUCCUGCCGCAAAAAUGCUAGUUGAAUUAUCUAAAGCUCAGGAUAUAGAAGCUGGUGAUGGUACUACAAGUGUUGUUGUAAUAUGUGGUUCGCUCUUGGAGGCAGCAGAUCGUUUAUUACAGAAGGGUAUUCAUCCCACUUCUAUUAGUGAUGCUUUUCAGAAAGUAGCAUCCAAAGCAGUGUCAAUCCUGACAGAUAUGUCCAUACCUGUUGAUUUAUCAGACAAAGAAUCUUUGAUGAAAGUUGCAGCAACAUCUCUGAAUUCUAAGGUGGUACAUCAACAAUCUAGUCUUCUUGCACCAAUUGCGGUGGAUGCUGUAUUAAAAGUUGCAGAAGAAGGAAAAGAAGCAUCGGUUGACUUAAAAGACAUCAAAGUGAUAAAGAAGUUGGGAGGUACUGUUGAAGAUACUGAGUUAGUGGAUGGAUUAAUAUUUACAGAAAAAUCUUGCAAUGUCAAUGGUCCNAAACGCAUUGAAAAGGCCAAAAUUGGAUUGAUUCAAUUCUGUAUUUCGCCACCAAAAACUGACAUGGACAUGAAUGUUAUUGUGUCCGACUACGCGGCAAUGGAUCGUGUUUUGAAAGAGGAACGCUCUUAUAUAUUAAACAUUGUAAAACAAAUNAAAAAAACCGGUUGUAAUGUACUUCUCGUGCAAAAAUCGAUCUUGCGCGAUGCUGUCACCGAUCUCGCGAUACACUUUCUUGAUAAAAUCAAGGUUAUGGUGAUAAAAGAUAUAGAACGCGAAGACGUUCCGUUUGUCUGUAAAACGCUGGGUUGCAGACCAAUUGCAUCGCUGGACCACUUUGUAGCUGAGAAUCUUGCCAGCGCGGAACUUUGCGAAGAAGUCCAAACUGGAAAUUCAAAAUUCGUCAAGAUAACAGGAAUUCAAAAUCGCGGGAAAACUGUUACAGUUCUUGUACGCGGAAGUAACAAAUUAGUUUUAGAAGAAGCUGAAAGAUCGUUGCACGAUGCUUUGUGCGUAAUUCGAUGCUUGGUAAAGAAAAGAGCGUUGAUCGCUGGCGGUGGUGCACCCGAAAUUGAAUUAGCGAUCAAGUUAGGAGAGUAUGGAUUGACUUUAGGCGGAGUUGACGCCUAUUGUGUUAAAGCUUUCGCAAGUGCGCUUGAGGUAAUUCCGUCGACGUUAGCUGAAAAUGCAGGAUUGAAUCCGAUAACUACGGUAACCGAACUUCGCAAUCGACACGCAAAAGGCGAGGUAACUGCAGGAAUUAACGUAAGAAAAGGUGCAAUCACUAAUAUACUGGAAGAAAAUGUGAUUCAACCUUUGCUGGUUUCUAUCAGUUCGAUAACUCUCGCUUCCGAAACCGUGCGCAGUAUACUAAAAAUUGACGACAUCGUUAAUACGAAUCAAUAAAUCACGACUGGUUCGAUUUUUUUUUAAAUCUUAAAAAAGCUUUUUUCACACGUUAAAUCUAACAUCUUUUAAACACGUCAGUAUCGAGAAUAAAAUAAAAAUGUAAAAUUUUCAAUUUAAACUUAUAUUUAAACAUGUGUAUAAAAUGCUCUUAUACAAGUGAAGUUUAUUAAAUUGUGUUGUACCCAUAAAAAAAGUCAUUUAUCUUGUGUAAACAUCCGCUCCAUUAUUAGGUUUUACUUCCUAACGUUUUAUGUUAAAAAGGAAAAGAAAGGUGAUAUAAAAUAUAUCGGAAAAAUCGUAUAAAUCUUAAUAUUUGUCUGCUUAAGAUAUAUACAUAACAACUAUAUAUAUGAUCGUCUUAACAAUUUACUUAAUUGAAAUAUAUAUAAUCUCAUAUACAUCUCAGUUCUUUUCUUCAAGCAAGUGUAUAACUAAGUACAUAAAUUUCUUUUAUAUACGAUCAAAUAUAUGAUCGAAGUAUAUUUUGCAUUUUUUUUUUUGUUUUGUUUUGUUUUGCUUUGCAAUUUAGCUGCACAGUCAAAUAUAUUGCUUAUAUUGUAUGAUAUUUAGACUUGAUUCUAAUAAUAAUAGCGUUGUGAUUAAGUACGUUUGUAGAGUCAUAUAGCUACAUUAGGAGACCUCUUCAAGAAAUUCAGUAUUAAAACCUUGAGUUUAUAAAUGCCUUUGUUUUUUUAGAAUGUGCGUAUAAGAGUUCGAAGAGUUCUUAGAUAAACGGAGAAGAGGCUCUAGUAAUGUAAUUAUAAAAGUCUAAAAGGAUUACUUAUGAUUAUUUGUUUGAAAAACAAACGGUAAAAAUUGUAUACUUAUAUACAAAAUUUGACGUAAGGCAAGUUUCUGUAACAAUAGAAACGGUAAAAAUGUUUCUCUCUAUAGAGUUUUACAGAAAGCUUACGGUAAACAAAAGUUUGUAAGUUUUUGAAAUUUAAGCAUACACUUAUGUUUAAUAAUUUCAUUUUUUUCACUAAUAUGUAGAGUUAGGCUUGUGUUCCAUUAAUUAUUAAAAUAAUUAUUAAAAUGUACACAAUUUCCACUUAUUUAGAUUAAUAUAUAAUGGAAAUAUAUAAAUGGAACAUUUGCAAGUUCAUUAAUAUAAAAAUAAAAUGUCAGAUACCUCGUGUAAUUAAGUACUUCACUCUUUCUGGAAUGUAUGUCUUAUAUAUAUAUAAAAUGUUUUUUUUUUUGCACACAUUUCACUCUCGCAUAAAACAGAUGCGAUAGAUUCGAAUUCGCUUCCUAGAAUUAAGCAUGGACGUUUUCAAUAUUACGUAUGUCCAAUUUUUUUUUAAUUUUUUUGAAUCAUAAUAUCGUCUAUUAAAUCGUCACUAUUAUCAACAGCACUUGAAAAGUUUUUAAAACUAUCUAUUAUGUAUGUUAUUAUUGAAUAAUUUCAGAUAAUGAAAAAUCUUGGCAGUAGCAAUGGAUAAACUUAUUGUGUUUAUAAAUUACUUUUAGAUAUUUAUAAAUUUCUUAAAUAUAAGAUAUAAAUUUGAUCACCUGCUGAUCAGUUACUCAUAGUAAGGAAGAAUGUUUAAAUGAGAUAUGAGUAAAUUUCUCUGUUUAAGAGAAGGAUCACAUAUUAUAGACGUAGUGUGUCGUCUUCAUCGCGAUUAAAACCAAUGCCUAAUAAAUACUUUCAAGCUUUUUAUAUAUAUUGUAAUGCUUAUAAAUGGCUUUUUAAUUGUCAGGAUAGCCAAGCGGUCUAAUAUAAAUAAUUUGCUUGAUUAAUAAAUUAUAUAUAAUUAU
Molecule: messenger RNA, 3504 nt
Organism: Pseudomyrmex gracilis
Lineage: Eukaryota; Metazoa; Arthropoda; Insecta; Hymenoptera; Formicidae
Gene: CCT4
Product: T-complex protein 1 subunit delta
Exons: 9
Coding region: 121-1737 (538 amino acids)
Biological process (GO): protein folding
Cellular component (GO): chaperonin-containing T-complex
Molecular function (GO): ATP hydrolysis activity; ATP-dependent protein folding chaperone; ATP binding
Source: RefSeq, a predicted model, not a curated record